CUCCAAAUUUGAAAACAUCGUGUUCUGAAUUUUAGAAAAAAAAAUAUUAAAAACUAUGUUGUGCUGAAAAAAAGCGAGGCGUUUUAGUUUUUUCUUUUUUAAAUGUGAAUGUGAAGAAAAAAUUCUAUAUUGAAACAUAAAAUACCUGCUGUUCUAACUUGUUUUGAAAGACAUUUCAAGUGCAUUUGUUACGAAGGGAUUUUUUGAAUUUCGAAACAAGAUUGGAUGUGAAAAGUGGAAAACGCCCGGAAGAACGGGUUGACUCUCCCUUUACUGCUUCCGCGACAGAUUAAAGAUGACUGUGAAGAAGGCCCGCAGUGGAGGCCUAGCCUCCAUUGUGGCCCGACAGAAGCUCCACAACACCAAUCAGCAGUUGGACAUCAUGACGAUCACCAAACCAAUCCUCACUAGUUUCAACAUCAUCGUUGGCUUCAACGAGAAAGAUCAACUCCAACUCCUCACGAAAGAGGAUAACACAGAAGAAGUAAAACAGAAACUCAUUAAAGAUUUCACAGAAAUCCAACCGAGCAAAUGUGAGAAUAUAGCCAUAGACGACAUAUCCAAUUGUGUCAACAUCGAACACUAUCCGAAUUGUGACAACACUCUAGUCUUCUACGUAACCAAAAACAUGAUCAAAGAAGCGAUAGCUUUGAAAUUUGAGAACGAGCAAGACUUCAAGAGAAUAUACUUCACGUAUAAAUAUUUCAAAAUGCGUAACCGUCUUACAAACAACACUAACAAUUACGCGAGCAGCGAAAGUCUUUUCUCCAAGAAGAAGAACUACGAGCUGUUCAAUAAAAAUAGGAAGAACAGCGUUGACGAUUACAGUCUUUACGAUAAAGGUAGAGAGUAUGAUUUGAUGCAAACAACUGAUAACGAUGGAAUAACGCAUAUAUCUGUUCAGCAAAAAGGUUUAGGAUCUCGUUUCGAUCAACCAAUGAGUUUGAUCGGUAUCAGAACCGAAGGUAAUGAUGUCGGGGAAAUAGAUAGCAUUAUUUAUACAGACAAAGAUGUUCCAGCUAAGCCGGAGAGGAAAAGACUGUUUAAGAAAACUAGGGCGCCACCACCGCCUCCUUUAGCGACUAAAGACAAUCAAUCUAAGGUUUUGAAGGGGGAAUUCGUUAGAGUGAACGUAGAUAGAGCACCAGAUGUAGUUCCGAGGGACAGGCAGCUGAACAAAGUUCCUGACAUCCUGAUAUUCAGAGAUAAUAGACCGAAAAGGGGUAGUCCAACGAGUAAUCUUUGGUCGGUGAGCAAUAAAGUAUCCACCGGCUACGAGUCUGACCGCGAAGAAUGGAAGACGAGCCGCUCUCAAUUCUCGACGACAGCGUUCGACAGCCUGGCCCGCCCCACCAAGAUAGCAAUGGCGCUUACCCUCAAAAAGCCGCAAAGAAUCGACCCAAUUCCCCAAUACUACCGUCUACCUAGUGAACCGAAAUCGAAACCAGCUCCUAUCCCUUUCAGGCCUAACAACUUCCUCCAAAGACCGCCUAGACUCCCGCGUCCGAAUCCAGAAAUAAAGAGGAACUUCCUCAAUACUGACCAUAGAAAAUUCACUUCGCUGCAAAGCUUAGAAAUACCGAAGAAAUUAAGCGAACCGAAGAGGCAGAACGACGUCAAGAAGACAAACUAUUCGAACAUAUCCAAUAGGAUAACAGGAUUGACCAAUAAGCUAAGGGAUUUAGGUACUCCUAGCAACACGAUAGGGAGGUUUAAGGCGCAAUCACACGGUGAUGUUGCAAAUUUAAAACCUGUUUUAAAAACGAACGUACAUGAUGGCACAAAGCGUUCUGUAGUCAGGACUUGUAGUGCGGAACCACCAAAGAAAGUUACUUUUAGCGCAUUCGCUACCGUACAAGUUGUAUAAUAUGGUAUUUUCGAUUCAGUCACGCCAUUUUGUAUACUUUAGGUAUAGCUUAGGAUUGAAGACUAAUUCUGCAACCUCUAUCCUUUAAAUUGAAAUUGAAGAUCGCUGUUCUAAUCGGACCAUAAUCUGUAUAUUUCUCAUUGUCUCUGAGAGCUGAAGAUUCAAAGCUUCUAUUUUAAACUUUAUGUAACCCUGAUUAACCCAUACAGUGUUAUUAAUAAACAAGUUUUAGUGUUGGAGUAAAUUUACGCUGAGACUGCACUUAGUAUUAGUCAAAAUUCAUAUUAUUGAACAGACUUGGCAAAGGUUAACCUAAUACGAGGUUCUACGUAAUAUUUACUCCCAGGUAGUAUGUUUGCUAUUCUCUCUAUAAUAUGAAUUUGGACUGAUACUAAAAUUGCGAUUACAGCGUAAAUUUACUCUGACGCUAAACUUUGUUUAUUGAUAGCCUGUAGUGUCUAGUGUAUUAUAUACACAUCUUUUGAAGAAUGAGAAAGACUUACGACCGAUCCUGGUGAAGUUUUCUAAAUAUUGUUGUUAGAUAGCGUAUGGUAUGUCGAUUUUUUAAUUUCAUUAUUUAAUAAUUAUGACAGUUACACCUAUAUCGUUAGUUUUUUACUGAGUAUAAAAAUAUUAAAGGCUUGUUUCACAUCUUCAAAUUUAAAAAUGAUUUGCUAGAAUCGUUAUCACAUUUUUCAUAAGUAGGAACAGAAUUGCUAUGAAAAUAUCACAGCCAGUGAAAUUUUUAGGUGUUGUAAAAAAUGAUAAAUUUGUUGGGACUGAAUGUAUCGUAAGGAUUGAUUAGUCAUAGUAAACAAAGUAGGCCGGGUCUGUGUAAAUAAUUCUUUAAAAUCUUAAAAAGUUCUUAUUUGUAUAUAAUAAAGGACUAAAACUGUCUUUAUUUUAUUAAAUUAUGUAUAUGUAAUAAAAUAAUUGCACAAUAAAAUUAUGAUUAUGACACACAUUUUAAGAGAAUAUAAUAAAAAUCUUAUUUUUUUUGUUUUUAUGUUAGUAUUUAUUUAGAAUUUGAUUAUAUUAACCCUAUUAUUUUUUUAUUCUUAAAUUAUUUGCUUGCAAUAAAUAUCCCUUUUCUAUGGGGUUCGCAUUAAAAUUUUGUCAAUAAUCCGUCCAUAUUAUUUACUUACAUCACAUAAAAGAUGAUCCAUGCUAAAUAUUUUAAUUUUGAUAUUUUUUAUUCUGAUCUGACAGUCGGAACUAAUUCUCUUACGAGUUUCACUUGUACCAGCAAAAAUUAACAACUGAAAAACGAAUAAAUAAUAGAACCUAUGAAGAUUUUCAAAACUUAAAUGAUAAGAAUUAAAGAUGUUUUUAGAACGUACAUAUUUCUAGAAUUCCAUGGAUUUCAUUCUUCGUUAGAGAUUUUUUUUAAAAUAAUAUUUAUAACCUAAAAUUUUUGUAUUCUUAAAUUACAGGCACUGCUGGUACAGGAAUCGAAUGAUUAGGGUACUGACACCUAGGAGUGAACAUGAAAUGCCACCAAUCUUUGUGAGAGAUUGUUGUCGGUCAGUUUCAGAUAAAAAUACAUAAAAAAUAAAACAGUUCCAUGUUAACAUUAUGAAAGUUAUAAUUGUUAAUUUUAACAAUUAUACGAUAGGAAUAAAUUGUUUCCUAAUCAAAUAGAUUUAGUUACGCUUUUUUAUGUCGAUUUUAGAUUUCUAAAUGUUUUCUAGUCGACGAAUAUAUUUUUUUUAUUAAUGUAGACUAUUUUUUUAAAUACCUAAUAUAUAAAUUCAACAUACAACGUUUCGUUUUCAGUAUAUUACUUCUAGAUUUUACUAUGCACAUUAUUGUUAAUUCUAAGUAUUGUUUAAUAUAUAUUUCUUAAUUUUAAUAAUUUAUGCUUUCAAAGAUUUAGUAGAUUAUUAAAACAAGUCACUUUAGAUAGUUUAGAUUUGGUCUACGUAUAUUUUGUCUAUAGUACCUACCUAUAUCUAAUUUUGUUAAGCUCACACAACUCAAGCGAUGGUUAUAAAAAAGUAAUGACCAACAUCUUAUUAGAUAUCACUGUAUUUUUUUUAUUUAUUUUAUUUUGCUGUUGGUAGAAAUAUAAGUAUUUUAUAGACUAGCUUCUUUUGCGGCACCACUUCUAUAAAAAGUCUAUAUUCAUUCGGAGUUAACUUUCAUACAGUAAAAUCUUUUCUUUUCUUUUUUGAAGACCUGGGGCGCGAUCGCCUAACUCAUGGACAUAGCCGUAGUCGUAGCUAUAACCUACGCUUUAUAGGUUUUACACAUCUGUUGAUAUUGUUUUAAAAUUAAUCAUUUUUUAUUAUUUACAUAUUUUAUCAAACAUUUUGGUUUGUUCGCACCCCAGUCCUGCGAUUCUGUAAAAAUCGAAACCCGAAUUAGAAAUUUUCUCAGGUGUUCGAAUUUACUUCAAAAAGCGGCAUCCGCUCAAUCUUGAAUUGAUAAUAACGUUUCUUAGCAUGAGUGAAGUGAGUUUCGAAAUGAUAAAGGAAUAGAAUAUUAUCUAUAAGUCUGAGACGCUAUUAUCUAUCAGUUUUGUUUUGUAUUUUUAUACAAAAAAUGGAAUCAAUAGAAUUUCUUCAUUGACGUGAAUUCAGACACAUGAGUAAAUUCGAAUUUGGAUUUUUACGGAAUUGUCCUGCAGAGUCUGCAGUUUCGAAUGUUACUGUUACCCAUCGCUCUGUUUUCAUCCUAUUACCAAGUUUUGAUAUUACUGUUAAAAAUAUCUAGAUACAUUGUGAUAAUAUGAUGUUUUCUAAAAGUUGAAUUUAUUUAGUUUAUACAGUUCACAGUGUUUUACUAAGUUCAAUAUGUAGGUAUUUUUGAACUUAGUAAAACACUGUAUAUUUGUGACCUAAAUUGUGGGUUGAAAUUUCAACGGCAUUCAUACAUAUGAUUGAACUCUGUUAUUACAUUAAAACCUUUCAUUGGAUUGUAAAUAAAUACUUAAUGUAACUAGACAUAAAAAUUUGUUUGCUUAUUUAGUUAAUUGUUAUGUAAUGUCAAUAUGAUGUGAUUGGUGUACUUAAAUUCUUGUUCGAUAUUAGUUGUUUGAAAAAUAAUAAAAUAAUUGUUAGUAUAAAUACUUGUUUAAUUACUUACGUUUCACCAGACGAACUUUAUUAACCUUCGACAUUAACCUAAAAUGCAAAUACAUUAUUUUUGAGUAGUAGUAAUUUCACGGACUUUAUUGAAUAGUAGUUGUUUGCCUUCAACUUCACCCGCGUAAAUUGUCGCUUCCCGUGACAUGAUCGGAUCGCAUUACUAAAUAAAACCACUCUUAAAAUAAAAAAAGGAACCUACCUCUUUAUAAUAUUAGAAUAAAAAGAUUAUUGAAUAUAAAUAAUUCUUCGUGAGACCGGGAAGAAAAUCUGGUUUUAUUUUCCUCAUUACACAAAAAAAGAAAAUGACAUAUUUACACCAGAACGUACUAAAGGCGUCCUUAUUGCUAGACAGCGAUUUUUUCCAGGCAACCUUGCAUUGGAUGAAAAAAAAACAACGAUUUCAAUCAUUCAAAACAAAACGGAAGAACAGUUGUAACAGCGAAGUAUCACUUAA
Diatraea saccharalis (sugarcane borer) is the source of this 5410-nucleotide messenger RNA. The record is from the annotation of a GenBank genome assembly. Lineage: Eukaryota; Metazoa; Arthropoda; Insecta; Lepidoptera; Crambidae.